Molecule: messenger RNA, 5934 nt
Organism: Trichoplusia ni (cabbage looper)
Lineage: Eukaryota; Metazoa; Arthropoda; Insecta; Lepidoptera; Noctuidae
Gene: dos
Product: histone-lysine N-methyltransferase 2D-like
Exons: 10
Coding region: 1002-2258 (418 amino acids)
Source: RefSeq, a predicted model, not a curated record
AAAAAUUAUCAAAAAAUACUAACAGAAUAACACUUACUAAUUUUGCUUAUCACUUCUGAAUGCUAACAUUAUUAGUAGAAUUUAAUCAACUAACAAAGUUAUGUGUAGAACCACAUGUUAACCAUAAAACUAACUAUGCAUCAGUUUGGUUAAACAAAAGUACCUAAUACUUUGUCAAAUCUAACAAACACAGUCAUCAAAAUGUCUUAAGUAAUUGAUUAGUAUUAAGUUUUGUCCAAAUCAGGACUCAGCAUAAAGGCAAAAAUUACGAAAGUUACGAAAUUACUGUUAAAUCUAAUUAUAUUAGAAAAUAUGUUUAGUACAGUAUUCUGCUUAGCAAAAGUCUUAAAACAUCAGCUUAAAAGUCAACUUAGGUGUGAUUAGUUCUAUAAAAACCUUAUUUUUAUUAAUAUAAUAAACCAAUAAGUUAAUUCUCUCAAAUUUCAACUGAUAUUCUCAAAAGAAUGGUCUAGAAAUACUCCAACAAUAAUAUUGUAGGCACUCAUGCUUUAAGCUUAAUGCGGGAUGUAUAAAAUCCCUCCAAAUUCAUCAAUAAUAUUUUCUAAGGAACACAUUUUACUCAGAAUCACACUAAAAACCAAUUUUCGUGUAAAGAUCUAGAUGACCCUUUACCAGUACAAAAAAAAGAUAGGUUGAGCAAAAUUAUGAAAAAAGAGAUAAUUAUUUACCUAAUUAAAUGAUUAUACUGUAAGGGCUAAAUUAAUCUACCCCUACAAAAGACAGGCUAUUAUGGAUGUGUGUGUGUGACCUUUAAUGUGUUGGCACUACAGAUGCAUAUAUAAAGGCCAGCACAGUAGGGGGAGCCUGCAGUCAGUAGUUGGAGCUGGAACGAGACAGUUGUGUGGAGAGCUAGAAAAUAUAUUUUCGAAUUCUCUACCCUGUUGUCUUCAGCUUUAGUUAUUGUACUUCUAUGAUUUUAAAUGAGUGUUUUAAAUUCAAAUCACUAAAUUGCUAAAUACCUGGUGGAUGCCGGGCUGCGUAUGGAACGUAAUAGUCACGCUCCAUUCAAUCCUAAGAUCCGUGGAUCCGUGUUUACAAUCCAGACGCAGCGUCGCACUUAUCACCUCGAAGCUGAUUGCGAAUCCGAGAUGGAGAAGUGGGUGGACGCCAUCUGCCGAGUCUGCGGCUUGCGCUCCACACAAGAGUCAUCCCCCGUCAAGGUCGUCGAUAAUUAUCAGAACAACGUCUCCACUGUGUCAGCAUUGACCGACCAUUACGAAUGUCCUGACGGUACCGGCCCCUACAUACCCAUCUCCGAAUGCAUCACCGGCGUGCGCGCACAAGAUGAGCAACGGGCUUUCACGUUUGACCCAAAGAAUAUUAUGAUGAGUACCCGUAUCGAGGGUCAACAGUUGUACUCCAGCCAGUCGCACUUCAGGCUUAACACCGCCGAACUGUCUGAGAAUGAGUCCAAUUUGAGCGACGAAGAAGAGGUGUCGCUGCAUGCUAGUCACCAGAACAUACACUGGUCCGUUACCAAGUCUUUCACGAAAUUGACCGUGACACCCAAGAAGAAUGGAGGAUCCGAGGAUGGCCCUCCAGUCCCACCGCGCCCGCCCAAAACCUUUGCCACCUUGUCCACUAGGACACGAGAUGCCCCGCUAAAAGAUCCCUUCCAAGGUCCCAAGAUUCAGGAACCCCCGGAGACGUCUGCUCAUGAGAAUGCGCUGCAUCAACAGCAGCAACAUCCGCCGCUGCAUCAUCCACAGCAGCACCAGCAACAGCAGCAGCUCCACCAGCAACAGCAGCAGCAACAACAACAGCAGCAGCGGCUUCGAGUCCCGCGCCGUAUGUCUCAGGGAGCCCCCACCUCGCCUGGGCGACUGCUCGUACCAGUUCUGCGUACCACCGAUGAUGAAGAGGAAACUUCACCGGGACAUGCCUCGAUGCAGUACUGCAAUCUCCCGUCGCUGCCGCCCGCGGUUGACCGCGCUCUGAAGCCGCGUCAUUCAAGCGUCAGCGUUGGCCACAUCAACGCCAUCAUGGCACAGGGUGGUUCGCAGCAUGCUGACGAAACAAAGCCCGAUGUUCUGCAGUACCUUGAUCUGGAUCUCCACACCUCGAAACCACCCCAAUCUAAGGGCGCAGACCAACGCAGCACUGUUGACGUCAACCAUGGCAAGUCUCUCUCAGCUGUCGAAUCCGACUCUGCAUACAAGACCGUCGACUUCCUGAAGACCGAGGCCUUCAACAUCACCCGGCAGGACGCAGAGGCUUCCAGAAGUUUCCAAUAUUAGCACCAGCCUCCAACAAGGAGACCACGACACAAGCCGUCAUGUUUUUCCUUGUUCAAGUAGACAGUGAAAACACACCAGUGUUCUCCCCAGUGAUUUAAAUAUUAUUAGUUAUUUAGGGGGGCUUAUUCAGGUGAAAAUCAACCGGAAUAAGUCUAAAUGCUUGUUAAACCUGGUCGCAGAUGAUUAAAAACACCAGCCCUAAAGCAUUGUAGCAACGACUUUGGUCGCGCGGCUGGUGAAAAUCUGCCCUUGUAAACCCCCUGUACCGGUCUAACGACUGCGUUAAAAUUACAAACAAUAUAUCUCUGCAGUGAAAAAGUUUUGUGUGGUAAUAUGAUCGACGUAUCAUCAGCAUUUAAUGAGGGAAAGACGUUUAAAGCUUUAACUUGUAGAUGGAUUUGUGUCUUGGUAUGACGGUCGGUAGCACCGGCUAAUAUUGUGACGUCAGAGAUGUAAUUAAUAGUAUUAUAUUAUAGCAAUAAGUAUACAGUAUUUACUUUGUGUAUUUUGUAAAUAUUAUCUCGAAAUUGUUGACACAAAAGUCAUAAAUGUUGUGAAUAGUUUCAAGGAUUGUAACAUGAGUAGGGUAAGCUCUGUAAAGAAUGUAAAGUAAAGACGUAGGAAUGGAGGAAUAUUUAUGAUUUUUGUCCAAUUUAAUGUCAUAUUGCAUUUAACACGAGUACAAAUACUUGUGGAACAGUAGGCAGUGUGUCGCACAAGACACAGGCAUUUGUGUAUUUCUUAGAAGUAAGUACUUAAAUAUUGUUACAACAUUUGUAAAUUUAUCAAUGAUUGUCAUAAAUUGUUUGUUACCAUUAUUUAUUAAUUGUAAGUUUAAACUUUUCAUGUUAGCAAGCUCAUGAAAUAGUCUUGUAGUAUGUAAGAUGAGCUGUUGUCAAACGAUGACCAUUUGCUGUAGAUUAAAAUAUAUGGAAAAUAACCAUUUUAAAAAUAUCACAUACUUUAUCUUAAUUAAAGGAGAAUGGUACAUUUUAUUAGGGUAAUUUCUGGUCUAAUGGUGUUAUGUGUUGUAUCAAUAUAUAACUAGCGAUUAUACACCCUAAAAUAAGAUUGUUUUGAGUCCCACACAUUUGAAAUGUAGUUAAAUGAUCUCGUCUCAAGUAGUUUUGAUGUUUAUAAAAUAGUAUACGUAAUUCUGAAAAUAUACUGUUAGUAUACAAGAGAGCAAAGCUUCUGGCUUGCCUUAACUGGCCGUCCAGAAGACAAGCCCCUUAGAUUAAGCUCAUAGGAAUAUAUACUUAUCUAAAAAUGCCGUUGGAAAACUUGUAUUUAAUACUUAAGUAAAUGUUGUCUGCACGUGAAAACCAUUCUCCUAUAUAAGUAUUAUAAAAAUAAUCACAUGCGUGGAAAUGUUAAAAAAAUCUAUGUUUUCAACUUAAGUUACUUUUAAAAAUAGUCAAAGAUUAAAUUAAGUACGCAUGUCCCGAGGGCAAGGUUUUAGUGGCUAUUAAUUGUUGUAUUAGAAUUGAAAUGAUUUCUCUAUAGAUUAAAGUAAAUUGAUGAUAUAUUGAUAAUGCAUUUAAAAACUUGCACUUCGUAUACUGAUACGAUAAGGCAAUUAUAAUUCACAAGAGAAUUUUAAUUGCUUUGUCGUACAGUCAAUCAAUGUUCGAUGUUAAAUGUCUUAGUGUUAUUAAUUGUAAAAAUUAAAUUAAGCGUUUUCCCUGGUAAGUUUUUACUCAAAAAGUAUUUAUUAAAUCGAAAUAUAUUUAAAUAGAAUGCGGCUAGAGGCUGCGAUUUUGAAAUAAAUGAGUCUUGCAGGUUUACUGUGUAAGUGAUAUUGGGGCUUAUAUUAUUCUCACGACCUAAUAUUAUACAUUUGAUACAAGAUAAUUGUCUACUUUGUACUGUAAUAUUUAUUAAAAGUUUCACAUUCGUAUUUCUACUCAUCUUUUUAAGAUUUAGCUAUUUAAAAUUGUAUUACUUACAUGCGCACAAGACGGAUAUCAGAGUAACAGUAUUAAUGGACGUUCGUUGUUGAUACCGUCGUGUCCGUCAAAGAUUUAUGGAUUUGUAAUUAUUAACAGACAACAGUGGUUUACGAUACAUAUAAUAUAAAUAUAAGAAAAAAAAAAGUAGAAAAAAUAUUAUAUUUAAGACUGAAAUUAUAUUCUUAGAUGUGGCUACAAGUAUUUUUGAUUAUAAGCAAGGCAUUUGAUUGUUCACAUUCACAAUGAUGAAUUUUUGAUCAGAGGUUUAGAAGAUUCGCUUAUGUGAGAUUUAAAUGUGUUAAGAUGGAAAAUGAAUAUGCCGAGACGAAAUCUGGAAAUGUUUCUCAAAUAUUAUAAUAGUUUAAUGUGUUACUGUAUCAGCUCGAUUGAUUUUACUAAGAAAUGUUUGAAUUGGAUAACAGUCCAUAUAAUGCUGUUUCCAAUUAUUUGCGAAAUCUUUAUAUUAACUUCAUUCGGGCCUCUACAGUACCCUAUCUAUAUAUUAUUGAAUAAUUAAACGAAUACUUUCUAUAUGUGUAAUGGAUGUUUAGAAAUCUAUAUCUUGAUGUUAAUUAUAUUAUAAGGUUACAAUUUUCUCUAGAUAUUAGGACAUGAUUGUAAACCUAUACAAAAUUUUUCGUACCAAGUCAUCCUAUGAUUCGACACUAUCCCUUUUAUUUUAAUGCACGCAUUCAAACACGUUUCAAGUAAAAACAUCUUUAAUAAAAAAAGCUAUGAAACAGUGCAUGUAGUACGAUUACGUAAUAAUAAACAUAAUUGAAAAGAAUGUGACUAUAACAGGUGCUGAAUAUUAUGAUGCAUAAUAUUCGUGAAGAGUAGUUAUUUUUGUAAAAUAACUUUGUAAAGAGGUUACAAUUGUUUCUGUUUUAUACGGUUUACUAAGACAUUCAGGAUCGCCUGACUAAUUAAAACCACCAGUUUCAAUGACGUAGGCCUGAAAUCGAUUAACAACGAACCAUAUAAGACAUGAAUAAUUAAACGAAGUUGAUUGGGAAUCAAAUAAUAGUAAAAUAUUUUCAAAAUGUAGUAAAAAUAUAUGCAACCUUGUUGCUAUUUUUUUAAACAAUGACCAACUAGUAUACACACUUCCUUUUGGUACUAGUUGUACAAAAAACGUAAACUAUAGGGCCUUAACACAUUUAUACUGAAUACUAUUUUCUGAAGAAAUAUAUAAAUAUUGUAUCUAUAAAUAUCAAAAUGAUAUAGCUCUUUGAAAGUAAAUUAUAUAUUUAUAUAUGUAUGUUGUAUUAAAAAUUUAUAAAAUAUAGAAUAUAUGUGUAGAGCUGGUUUCUUAAGGCUUCUGGUUAAUACGUGCAUUAUCAUUGCUCUUUCUGCCACUAAAACCAAAGUCAACUUUAUUGUCAUUUAUUUAUGGACCAUAAUAUGUAGAAUAUGACUCAUUUUAACUAAUUUAUGCCAAAAUUAUUAUGUAUUACAAGAUGUACUCGCACAGUGAGCUGGACCUUGGAUUCUACGUCCUGAAUACAAUUGUUUAUUCUUUAUCUUGCUUCUAUUUUGUGCUUUUUACCUUCGUGUACAAAAAUAGUUAUAACGGCAAUUUAAACUUACUGUUUAUUUUAUAAAUAUCCUUUACCUAAUUAGUUAUUCUUAGCGAUGUUUUAGGAGAAACUAUUUGCUUUCAUUACGUAAUGUAGAUGCAAAUAUGUGUACGUGAAUGAUCACUAAUAAAUGUAUAAAAAUAU